Molecule: messenger RNA, 2604 nt
Organism: Didymella exigua CBS 183.55
Lineage: Eukaryota; Fungi; Ascomycota; Dothideomycetes; Pleosporales; Didymellaceae
Exons: 3
Coding region: 1-2604 (867 amino acids)
Biological process (GO): regulation of transcription by RNA polymerase II; DNA-templated transcription
Cellular component (GO): chromatin
Molecular function (GO): RNA polymerase II cis-regulatory region sequence-specific DNA binding; zinc ion binding; DNA-binding transcription factor activity, RNA polymerase II-specific
Source: RefSeq, a predicted model, not a curated record
AUGGCGCUGAAACAAUGCAGCAUGUGCGAUCGCACGUUCACCAAACUCGAGCAUCUCAAGCGUCACGAAAGAUCGCACACCAAAGAGCGCCCGUAUGAGUGCCCAACAUGCAACAAGAGCUUUUCGAGAAGCGACGUCUUGUUCCGGCACUGUAAGGGCCACAACCAGGUCGCGAUGAAUCGUAGGAAGGAUGAACAGCAAAGCCAUGGAUCGCUUCAACCGACGGACCUUUCGAGCCAACCCUUGCAUUUCCAUCCCCCAGUGCACAUGGCUGGCCCUACCCCUGCUCCUUCCUUGCCAGGUGGAGACAUGUCUUUGCCAGAAGGCGAGAAUGCUCCAGCAAUCCAUCCAAACAGCGGACACCGUAUGGAGGCGCUCAUCAACGCAGCCCAACACCUCGAGCCCACUGCGUAUCCAUCUUGGCAGUCACCUAACUCAUUGCACCCCGACAGUUACCAGAUGGCAGGACAUCAUGACAGUAACCUGGGGCCACCCAUUGACCCCUCCAUGGAAUCACUCUCUUUCACGUCUGCCACGAGCAGUGGCAACUUCGAUCCAUGGGCUUUCGAUCUGAUGCAGAGCCACCAGGCUAUGCUUGGUCAAACGACCUCCAGCUCAUUGAGAUCGUGGCUCUUCACACCAGACGGCAAUCUGGAUACACCAAACGGAAACCACCGUCCAGAUUUAGACGAGUCUCUCUACCAAGACGGCGCAGCAGGCCCCUCUCAUGACGAAGGCAGUCCGUCAGAUGCCGUGUCCAUCGCAUCAAAGAUUCCCAGAGAGCGAUUUGUAAGAGUCGCCAACUGUUGGCCGCCACAGAUCUCAAGAACAACACGAACAAUGCCUAUCUUGUGGCAGGACUUGGCCUUGCAGGGAUGCCCGAACAUCUUCGCUGAUGAUACAACGCACAUGAUUGAACAGCACCCCUCCCAAGACCAACGACGGAACUCGCGCUGGUGCUUGGAUGAGCUCCGCCGAAAAUCUCUUCAGGAUGUACUAGCUCAGGCACCUCCGGCCGAUAAUUUACGAUUCAAUCACCGAGGAAGCUUCGUAGGGACCAACAGCAUGGCCAUUUCUGGAAACAGCUUGCCAUUUCCACCAACCGAGAUUCUGGAUAUUGCAUUGGAGAUGUACCAGAACUAUUUCCACCCGACGCUACCAGUCGUUCACGUGCCUACCUUUUCCGCUAAGCAAGCUGCGCAACCGCUUCUGCUGUCAAUGUGUCUCAUAGGCAUGAGCAUCAUCGGCACUGCGGGCGCCGUGAAGUUCGUAACGCAUAGCUUCCCCAGCUUGCUACAGCUUGUACUAGCGGAUCUGCGCUCUUUGCGCUCGAGCAAAGAUCCUCCGCAACGGCACAUGCGCACAAUCGCUACAGGGCUUUUGGUUCUCAACCUCGCUUCAAUUACAGGCAGGAAGAACCGCAUCGCUCAGGCGGAGGAACUCUACAUCGAGCUCAUCACAGUGUCUCAGAACCAGGGCCUCUUCUCUGUCAACGACGGUAUGGACGUAGGCGACUUGCUGCACUCUUUGGCCGACGGGGAGCAUAGGUGGAGAGCCUGGGUGAACAUCGAGUGUGUUAAGAGGAUCACUUACGGGCUGAUCCAGGCCGACUCCUGGUGGGCAGGCCAUCUUUCAAGCUCACCCAUUAUCCGCCCCGAGCUUGUGCAGGUCUACCCUGUCACAAACCAAAGCUUAUACCAGGCAGAAUCAUCAACAGCGUGGAUCCAUAUGGUCGACCAAGGCACUCCAGCGCAUAUUGAUGCCAUCACGUCUUACCCUGACCUAGCUCCCGCGCCUAAUUCUCGAUCGUUGGAACUAGCAUGUAAUCAGCUCACGCUCAUCUCACUUCGGAUGUUAGAAGCAAAUGACAGGGUGGGCGUCAAGAGUGAACAUCAGCAUCUUGAGCCUUGGCGCGUCUUUGCGGACGAUGAACGUAGCCGUGGCAUAGUACCUUUGAUGGUGAGCUUCAGGUCCAUUCAUGACUUAAACUCUCUUGUCCUCUGGCACAAGCUGUGCAUGCGGCUCGGUGCAAACAUGCAAAACUUCGAGCUGGCUGCUGGUCGAGCUGGCGCAGGACCAGCUGCGACUGCCCUCGAGCUCGUCUCUGCAUGGACACAAACUUCGACAGCGCGUCGAUCGAUCCUUCACGCAGCGCAUAUCUACAAGCUGCUUUCAGAUCGCAAGGUCUCGGAUGUUGUCCAUCCACAAAGCAUUGUAGCGCUGUUCCAUGCUGCUUUGGUCCUUGGACUGUACGUUUUCACGGUUCCGCCCUCAGCAAACUCAAGCACCGCCGCCGGAUACGAGCUAUCAGACCCAGUGGAUUGGGUCAUUGUUGAAAGAGUCGGCUUGGUCGACCGCGAGGAGUACUCUAAUGCAAUCAAAACAGAAUCAGCAGCCGCACGAUUCAUCUUGCAUGGCGGGUCUCUCAGCAUGGGCAACGUCGCUUUGGAGGCUGGCUAUGCUGCAGCCCGCAAAACCUUGCUGCACUGCGCUGACCUUAUGGAAGGAAUGGGACGUUGGAAGAGCAGGACGUUUUCUCAAAUUCUGCACAUCAUGAGCGAUGACUUGACGGAGUUCAAUGGCCCUGACCACGACGACGGUUGA